This is a messenger RNA of Pocillopora verrucosa, 1425 nucleotides long. The record is from RefSeq and is a predicted model, not a curated record. Lineage: Eukaryota; Metazoa; Cnidaria; Anthozoa; Scleractinia; Pocilloporidae.
AUGUCUCCUCUUCCUGUGGAGUCUAAUGUUCUACAAAAUGGAACACUGGUUAUAAACAACAUCAGGGAAUCACACCAAGGAAAUUACACCUGCAGAGCGACUAAUGCUUUGACAACAAUAGAAGCCAAAGUUAAAAUCAUCUUUCGUAAUAUUUCGUCUUGUUCUGUGAUAAGAAAAUACGUCAGUAGCGCAAACGGAAAUUACGUCAUUGAUCCAGAUGGCGAAGGGGGACUGGCACCUUUCACGGUAUAUUGUGACAUGACUGACAAGAAUGGAGUUGGCGUGACUGUCAUUAGUCACGACAGUGAAAGUAGAACACAUGUGAACGGAUGCGAGCCUAUAGGCUGUUAUUCACGAGACAUUGAUUAUACCGGAGCGAGUUUGUCUCAGCUCGCAAGUCUCACCAGUGUCUCCUCACAGUGUGAACAGUUUAUCAAGUAUGAGUGUCAUGAUUCAAUACUAAUAAGACGGAAGGGAGGUGAACACGGAUGGUGGGUGUCACGCGACUCCGCUAAAAUGACGACCUGGGGUGGAGCAUCACCUGGAAGUGGUAAGUGCGCAUGCGGGAUGACUAACUCCUGUGCAAACCCCAGUUAUCCAUGUAAUUGUGAUAAGAAUGACUUUGUAUGGCGUGAAGACAGCGGUCUGCUCACUGAAAAGACACAUCUACCAGUCAAACAGCUCAGGUUUGGUGACACAGGUGAUGGAUCAGAAGAAGGAUAUCACACUCUGGGAAAACUUAAAUGCUAUGGAAUAGCAUGAGCAGUUAACAUGGAAGCAGUAAAAAAAAUUAAUAGUCAGUCAAACCAACCUUAUAUUUCGUUGAAAGUUUGGCUUUUAAGUUAGACUGUUCCUGAAACAGUAUUAGAGAAAGUAUUGAUUUCAGAUAUAUUCCUUUCUGACAUGAGUAAAUUUUCUUGAUACUUGAGUACAUAGUUCUAUUGUGUGAAGUAACCACUCUGUUUUUUUUUUUUACAUUGACUUAAUUUCGAAGAUUUUAAGUGCACUCCAAUUUACUUAAAUAGUUUAUGGAAUUAUACGAGCAACUCAUCUCACCUCCCGCUUCAAUUUUCUAUAUUAACGACAGUUUCAGGAUGUGCUUUGUUACGGACCGUGGAGUUGACUAGUCAGCUCUAGUGGCGUUCUAAGAUUGUGGCGCAACUCGCAAAAGUUAAAUGCUAUGAGAGGGCAUGUACGCUUCAAUUCAAAUAUAGAUUAGAGUGUUUCCCGAAGCUUAGUUAGUCAAAAGCUGAAAACAUCCUCAGAACAUUUUAAGAAUAGGAAUAAUAAAAUCGCUUCUCAUGUUCCUUUAGUCAGUAUAGGCAGGGUAAAACGCUGUUAGCUAGAACUUCAAAAAGUUCUUGUUAACCAUUGUUUCAUUUAAAAGGCUUUAACGUGAAUGACUGUAGUUUUAUUUGCGUUCUA